AUGUCUACUAUGACCCCUACUGCCUUGAGACAGGCAUCCCGGGCUUACGCCCGUCGGCUUUUGUCGACUCCGCAUGGCUCGCUGACGGCAUCCCUGCCCCGGCGGGUGGUCGCCACCAGCGCUGCUAUCCCCAGACGCUCGUACGUCUCCGAAACCAAGGCUGGAAACGCCCAGGUUACGGUGGACACGGCCAUCAAGCAGGACCAGAAGGCUUUUGUGAACCAGACUGGACUUAAUGCACAGAAGGUUAACCUUCCUGGAUCGGGCAUCUCCGGCGAUGCGUCCAUGAGCCCUACCGCCGGCAUUUUGAAGCAGGCGACGGUUAUGGACCAAGGCACCCGCCCUGUCUACCUCGAUAUGCAGGCAACGACCCCGACGGAUCCCCGUGUCCUUGACGCCAUGCUUCCUUACCUUACCGGCAUCUACGGAAACCCCCAUUCAAGAACUCACGCCUACGGCUGGGAGUCCGAGAAAGCCGUCGAACAAGCCAGAGAACACGUCGCCAAGCUUAUCGGCGCCGACCCCAAGGAAAUUAUCUUCACAAGCGGCGCUACUGAGAGUAACAACAUGAGCAUCAAGGGUGUCGCCAGAUUCUUCGGUCGCUCUGGCAAGAAGAAGCACAUCAUCACCACCCAGACUGAGCACAAGUGUGUUUUGGACAGCUGCAGGCACUUGCAGGACGAGGGAUUCGAUGUGACAUACCUGCCUGUGCAGAGCAAUGGAUUGAUCCGGAUGGAGGAGUUGGAGGCCGCCAUUCGCCCCGAUACUGCCCUUGUCAGUAUCAUGGCUGUCAACAACGAGAUUGGUGUCAUUCAGCCCAUGGAGGAGAUCGGAAAGCUUUGCCGCUCGAAGAAGAUCUUCUUCCACACCGACGGUGCCCAGGCUGUGGGCAAGAUCCCCCUGGAUGUCAACAAGCUCAACAUUGAUUUGAUGUCGAUUUCCAGCCACAAGAUCUAUGGCCCCAAGGGUAUGGGUGCGUGCUAUGUUCGCCGUAGGCCCAGAGUUCGUCUCGAGCCUAUCAUUUCCGGAGGUGGACAGGAGAGAGGUCUCCGCAGUGGCACCAUUGCCCCCCACCUUGUAGUCGGAUUUGGUGAGGCUUGCCGUAUUGCAUAUGAAGACAUGGAGUAUGACUCCAAGCACAUCGCAAGGCUCUCGAAGCGCCUGAGCGACGGCCUCUUGGCCAUGGAACACACCACGCUCAACGGUGAUCCUGACCGCCACUACCCCGGUUGUGUUAACAUCUCCUUUGCCUACAUUGAAGGCGAGUCGCUUCUGAUGGCUCUGAAGGACAUUGCCCUCUCAUCUGGCAGUGCCUGUACGUCCGCCUCUUUGGAACCCAGCUACGUCCUGCGGGCUCUGGGCAGCAGCGACGAGAGCGCCCACAGCAGUAUCCGGUUCGGUAUUGGUCGGUUCACGACCGACAGUGAGAUUGACUACGUGCUCAAGGCGGUGCAAGACCGCGUCCACUUCCUGCGGGAGCUGAGCCCGCUGUGGGAGAUGGUUCAGGAGGGUAUCGAUUUGAACUCGAUUGAAUGGAGCCAGCACUAA
Aspergillus luchuensis is the source of this 1548-nucleotide messenger RNA. It is a transcript of the gene NFS1, whose product is annotated as IscS subfamily cysteine desulfurase. The transcript has 2 exons. Gene Ontology annotation, cellular component: nucleus; mitochondrion; cytosol. Gene Ontology annotation, molecular function: cysteine desulfurase activity; pyridoxal phosphate binding. Gene Ontology annotation, biological process: [2Fe-2S] cluster assembly. The record is from RefSeq and is a predicted model, not a curated record. Bases 1 to 1548 code for a protein of 515 amino acids. NCBI's taxonomy places the organism in Eukaryota, Fungi, Ascomycota, Eurotiomycetes, Eurotiales, Aspergillaceae.